GUCAGUGUAACACUUAACAAAAGACUGCGCGCUUCGGCCAUUUGUUUACACUUUUUCAAUUUUCGAAAAUGGUUGGAUAUAUUUUCGUUUGAAAGAUCUCUCUGAUGAGUGCAGAAGCAUCCCCAAGGGAGAAGAAUGUUUCUAUCCCGCUUCCCGCUUCAAAUGGACCACGGCCGUACAGAUGUGAGAUAUGUCAGAGGUCGUUCCGGGAGGUUGCGACCUUGAGAAAACACGAGCAGCUACACAGGGCUGAUCGUCCGUAUGUGUGCCAGACUUGUGGGAAAUCGUUCCUCUGGUCGUCCAACUUGAAAGUCCAUGAACGUGUGCAUACUGGAGAGAGACCUUACAAGUGCAAGAUAUGUCACAGAUGUUUCACCCAGUCAAAUGACCUGCGUCGGCACGAGAGGAAUGUGCACAUGAGGGGCAAGCUUUACAGCUACAAGAGUCCACCAGCGGGCCGAGCUAUCCAGCCUGCGGCUACCAACCCUGCACAGAUGAAUCUUGCGGCAUAUCAGGCAUUUGCCCUUCAGCAGCGUGCCAUCCUGCAGCACGCCCUGACCUACGAGAGCCUCAUGCAGAGCUCUGUCUCCCUGACAACUGCGCACUACCUCCAGUCUGGUGGGGGGAGGUCCCUCGCAAGCCUGGCGCCCAUGGGAGACGUGAACGUGUCUACCUCAGUUAUCAAACCUCGCGGCAGCAGUGUGCUAAGGGAUCCACGGGAUCAGGAUCUACCUCAAGAUUUGUCUGAUCGCUCCCUGAAGCUUGAGCAGGUAACUCCACCCCCUGCGGAUGAUCACUUCUCGCGCGGCGAAAAUAGUGCAGAUGAGCACCAGAGUCCCGGCCAGUCAGGAUACUCUCCUACCUCCAAUAAGUCUAGAUACUCUCCUACCUCCAAUAAGGCCAGAUACUCUCCCUCCUCCAACAAGGCACACUCUCCCCCUGCCCAUUCCACCUCGGCCUACGGGCUCAGUCUCCUGCCCAACGGUUCUCGUAGUAGCCACAGCAAUCACGCGGCCCAUCUCGGAUCUCCAGAGGCAAAGAGAGAGCUACCAUUCUCUCAUUGCGAGUCUCAUGCGGCUAUGGAGUAUCAGAAGUAUUUUCGCUAUCCGACGGAGCAGAAUGCUUUUGCUCGGAGCUACAACUCAGCUUUCUCUAGUACGGGUAGUAAUCGCGAUCUCGGGGACAGCGGAAUAAUGGAUCUGCGUAUAAACAAAUCAAACUCAAGCGUGGAGUCGGAAGAUGGUGAACUCGACUGGAAACAUCAGAAUACUUCGUUGAAGUCACCUGCCUCGGGGUCGGAUUCGGACUCCAAACGCGACGUCACGACCACGUCGCUAACACCCACCGUCGAAUCAGGGAUUCACCAUUGCACACACUGCAACAUCGUGUUCCACGAUUUCACCAUGUACAACCUGCAUCAGAGCCUGCACUCGCCCAUGGAGGACGACCCUUUCAUGUGUCCGUCGUGCAUGAAGCACUGCCAGGACCGCAUCGAGUUCAUGUUCCACAUCGUCUGGCACGUCAAGUACCCACACACCAUACCCAGGUAUCAGUCGUUCAAGGAGAGCUACCUCAUGAUGCCUGAGCCGGACGAGAUCACUGAAGAUGGCGAAUAGAGGAAACCAGAACAGUUUUCCUGAGUGCAAUAGAGUUGCGUAACUUGCGAUAGCAAAGGAAUUGCUUGUGGAGAGAGGGGGCCGUGCCAAUACCAGCAUUUCAAGAGAGUUUGUGACGGGGACGGUCGUCGCAAACUUUGACCUGUAGAGUACCUCAGAAGUAUACCUCGACCAUUUUACCUCAUGAAUGAUCUACGUGAUAUCCCAGGUUAUGUAUAUCAAAGCAUUUUGGUUGACACUUGUCAGUUAGAUAGCGUAGUUGUUUAGACCAUUAUUAGUUAUGUUUUAUUAUGUCUUUUUGUUAGCGAUUGUUUACUUACUAUGUUAUUAUUAUGUACUGUAAAUAGAGUAAGAAGAUACAUGUGUGUUUUAUUAUUGCGUUAAAUCAAAAUAUAUUACACUGUUUCAUGUUAAAUUGUAUGUAUUCGUGUAUUUAGCUUUUGUUACCUUUUCCUUGUCAUAUUUUUCAUUUUGAUAAAUGGAAAUGAUUUUAUUGACAUUUUAUUGAUACAGAAAAAAGUUAACUUGAAGUCAUAUUUUGUAAUAUAAACAAGUAAACAACGUAAUAAAACUAAGUAGAUUGUAUAGGCCUUUUCCCAGGAUCUUGAUACGGUACAGGAGCAUAGAUCCACAGUUGGCAAUAAGAUUGAUUUGUUUCAUUUAUAAGAUGCGUCCUAAAAUUAAAUUUCUACAUUUCUCCAGAGCUGAAACAAGCACAAC
Dreissena polymorpha is the source of this 2336-nucleotide messenger RNA. RefSeq names its product zinc finger protein squeeze-like. Gene Ontology annotation, molecular function: RNA polymerase II cis-regulatory region sequence-specific DNA binding; DNA-binding transcription factor activity, RNA polymerase II-specific. Lineage: Eukaryota; Metazoa; Mollusca; Bivalvia; Myida; Dreissenidae. The coding region runs from base 105 to 1616 and encodes 503 amino acids. Gene Ontology annotation, biological process: regulation of transcription by RNA polymerase II. The transcript is spliced from 6 exons. The record is from RefSeq and is a predicted model, not a curated record.